This is a messenger RNA of Serpula lacrymans var. lacrymans S7.9, 2414 nucleotides long. RefSeq lists its product as uncharacterized. Lineage: Eukaryota; Fungi; Basidiomycota; Agaricomycetes; Boletales; Serpulaceae. Gene Ontology annotation, molecular function: protein binding. The coding region runs from base 45 to 2084 and encodes 679 amino acids. The transcript has 9 exons. Gene Ontology annotation, biological process: signal transduction. The record is from RefSeq and is a predicted model, not a curated record.
UUGAGUUCAACUCCAUUGCCUGCAUUCUUGCCAAACAUCACUCAAUGGCCAUGGACAUUCCUGUAGGCGAACGCAGCAUAUUGGAAUGGGACGAAGGGGACGUGCACCUUUGGCUUUCAAACCUUGGCUUUCCGCAGUACGAAAACCAGAUCAGAGAACAUAACAUAUCUGGCGAUGUUCUUUGCCUGCUCCAUCCUGACACCCUCAAAGCUGUUGGCGUCUCGACGGUUGGCCAAAGACUCGCCAUCCUCAAAGCAGUAUACCAGACUAAGCUCGCGCAUAACGUUCCUUUCGAAUCGGAUCACUAUGUACCCCCAUCCGAAGCACCUGAACAUCAAGCGAAUGUCUCCAUUGAAAAGUUGUGCGAUGUAGUAAAAGAACAAGACCAACGCCUCCGCCAGUUAGAAGAGGAUAAUAAGCGUCUGAACGAUACUCUUCAGUCGUUCCUGGAGGAGUUCACCGGCAGUCGCGCUUCACAAGGACGUUCAGCACGUGACGAACCAUCGCUUCGCAGGCAGCCCUCUUUCAAGUGGGCACAAUAUGUGAAGCCGGCUAAAUCACCAACGAAACCCGAUAAUGUCGAAUCUCCUCAUCAUUCACCACAGCAGCUGGAAAGUGAUUCACCGUACAACCGCACUCCUCAGCCCCAAUACCAAACUAUUACCACUCCAUCUGAUAGACAGCGCGGUCAAGCAUCAUCAUCGACUGAUUCGCCCAAUUCUGCUCAGCUUACAGCUUCAUCAUCUAAAGCUCAGAGGCAGGAGAGUUCAGACAACCUCAAGAGCUUCAAAGUUAGCCUGGAAGACCCAACCUGGAAAGUUCUUCCUGCCGCGCUGAAGAAGUACAAGAUCAACAACGAUAACUGGGAAAAUUAUGCGAUGUUCAUUUGCUAUGGCUCACCUGGUAACCGGAUAGAACGAUGUCUGAGUUAUGACGAGAAACCACUUAUACUGUUCCAGAAGCUCAAGGAUGCGAAGAAAAACCCAGUUUUCAUGUUAAAACACAUCAAAGAUAUUCGCUCGCCCAUAGCAGUUGCACAGCAGAAACAUGCUCUGAGAAAAGCUUCUGUUUCUUCAGAGCCCCCUUCUGGCGAUACCAACAAGUCUAUUCCUGCGGGCCAGGGCCGAGCCGUAUCUCGUCCUCCUAAAUUGGAGGUGAAUGAUUUAUCUGUAUCUGCCCCCUUAACUGGCACGACCCCCCAAGCGGGGUGGCCGGAAGUUAUGUCGCCUUCUUUGGACAACAGGGAGAGGGCAGAAGAGUUUGGCGGGAAUGGAUCAAAUACAGUCAAUGCGCCGGUAUCGGUUAGCGUCAGUACACCUCCGAGUGGAGACAGUACUUCGGGCCAUACCAGCACAAAAUCGCGCAACAUCUCCAUCGCAAGCACUGCCACAGUGGUUGAAGGUAGCGGAGCCAGUGUAAGAGAGAUGCCGAUACCCAUCUCUGAAGUGUCCUAUGCCGUGGCCAUCUAUCCUUACAUGGCAGAGCAAGAGGACGAAUUUGAUGUAGUCGUAGGUGAUACUUUUGUUAUCCUGUCUCGCGCUCGGGGGUGGUGGGUCGUGCAACGCGACCCGACAGGAUCUGGUAUCGUUGAUACAGAUACCAGUACACAAGGAUGGGUACCAGCGGGCUGUUUGCUCGAAACGAGCGUACCAGUGGCAUCUGCAAUUGCGGAGGCAACAGCAUCGAAAGCUGGUAACAGCUUGGGCUCCCCUCCAUCUUCACCUUUGUCCAAGACGCCAAUAUUACCCCUGAAUAUUAUAUCAACAAGUUUUCCCGGCGUUGCACUCAUGGACUAUAAAAAGAAAGGAGAAGAAGAACUCGACUUGAUCAAGGACGAUGCGUUAAGGGUAUUUAAGCGCUACAAUCACUGGUCUUAUGCUGUCAAAGAAGAGGGUGGAUAUCGUGGUUGGGUUCCAUCGUGGUUCAUUGGCAAGGUACCCACAGUAGGAGGCGCACCUCCAACACCAAGCACUACUUCGGUGCCGACUCUCAUGAAUCCUCCUAUUGUCAACUUGGAAGCCGACUCCAACAAUCAGACCCAGGUCUCACCAAUGUCGUCGGCAUUCCCUGUACAAACCCGUUAGACGACUGCUGUAUGAUUUUCUAAAACAUGUAUCUCUAUGUGAUAUGACCCUUAUUCUUUCUCUAUGGGACGAAUCGGCUUCUAGGUGGUCUUUUUGCUUUCGUUUGUCGCAUUGAUAUAUUGCAUGGACUGUUUGUGCUUUCAUAUUAUCAUUUUUUUCGGCUCCUGCGUAUCUCAUGUUAGGUCCAUACCCUUCACCCACCUUAUUUGUUUCACUCUAUGUAAAAUUUGUUGACUAAGGCGCACGUAUCAAUAUCGAUUAUUUAGGUGUUAACAUUAUAUCUGAGCGUCCAGAAAAAUCAAAUUUAAAAUCAAAUUCAAAGAUUCGUCU